Guillardia theta CCMP2712 is the source of this 1371-nucleotide messenger RNA. RefSeq lists its product as hypothetical. The transcript has 6 exons. The record is from RefSeq and is a predicted model, not a curated record. NCBI's taxonomy places the organism in Eukaryota, Cryptophyceae, Pyrenomonadales, Geminigeraceae. Gene Ontology annotation, biological process: transmembrane transport. Bases 1 to 1371 code for a protein of 456 amino acids. Gene Ontology annotation, molecular function: transmembrane transporter activity.
AUGCUCAGACUGAUCUUCCUCUGCAUUCUCUGCUUCAUCUCGGCCGGGCCAGUCAACUGUUGGUCAACCUUGGAGCCCAUGCUGAUCCAGAGGCGGGUGUUCUUUGGGGAGGAUCAACGGGAGCAGCUAGAUCAUAUCUAUGCCAUCAGCAACGGAGCUGGCAUAGGAGGUUCCCUCUUCUUCGGCAUGUUCUUCGACAGGUAUGGAGGAGCGUCUAGCGUCUUCUGGGGUGCGGUAGUGACGGGGGUAGGGUUGAUGCUCAUGGCGCUUUCAGUCAGCUUUCCGGGAUGGAACUGGUUACUGUACGCAGCCUAUCCCAUCACCAACAUAGGAGGGAGCAUGAACGUGUACGGCAUCUACUCCUUCCUCUGGCACUUCCCUGAGCACCCGAACCUCGUGGCCUCGCUUGCUGACGCUGUGACGGCGUUGUCGGAGGUGAUAGUUGUUACUGCAGUCUUCCUGCACAGACAGUAUGAGAUGCCCCUGGAGACUUUCUUGAUGGCUCUUGGGAUCCUGUGCUUGAGCACGAGCUUCCUGGCGUUUCAUAUCGUCCCCUCGAUGGAGGAGGUCAAGAGCUGCGCUAGGGAGGCAGUGCAGGAAGGGAGGGUGACCUCUGAAAGCGCAAUUGCAGAGGUUGAGAGCAUGGGAGAGGACAACGACGAGGUCGAGAUCUUCCGACAGUGCAUCGAUGUUUUCCAGAAGAACAUCAAGACCAACCUGAUCUUCCUCAACUACAUCUUCCUGGUGAAUUUUUUGCUCAGCUAUGUGCUGAUUCAGCAGUUCUACUACUACGAGCAACUGUUUGGAGCUCGAAGGGCAACUUGGCUGGUUGACAUCUUCGCCAUCAACUUCGGCGUCUCUGGUUUCUUGUUUGCUGUGUUUGGAGGAUACGUGUGCGAUGAGAUCGGGAUCGAACGGUUCUUGUCUUGGAUGCAGCUCAUGAUUCUUGCUUUCUCCCUUCUCCUCUUCUGCCCUUACGAGAGCUGCCAGAUCUUGUCACAAGCUCAGUUGUCUCUCCUCUACGACUUCUGGGAUGUGCUGGUCAUGCGUAUUGCCAUGCUAUACGCUCCUCCUCACCUCCUAGGAACCUUUUCGGGCCUCUUGUACACUGUAGCUGGAGUCUCUCAGAUGAUUCUGGAGCCAGCUUACGACAUGCUCUCCUCAGCUUUCCUCCCUCAGCCUCUUCCUCGCUACUGGAUCAGUUUCGCCAUGUUCACCCUCUACGCCAUCCUCGCUGGUGAAACCAUCACGCGAUACUGGAAGAAGAAUUCUCCUCCUACUCCUCCUCUCUCCUCCUCUUCUCUUCCUCUCUCGUUGGAUGUCGAAGGACAGGGAAAGAUUAUUCAGCCCUCCAAAUCAAACUUGCCUUAG